UAGUACUGGUGCACAUAAUCUGGUCAUUGUCGGUGAAACAUAGCCAUGUUUUUUACUAAAGCAUCGCCUGGUUAGUAAUGGAUCCUUGCAUGUUUGUUUUUGCUCUGUUUACCACAGCUUGCAAGCUUGUGUUUGUUUUGUCACAGCCGCGGAACGCUCCUGGUUAUCUUGGAUGCUACGUGGACUGUGAGGAUGUGACCUGUGUCAGCGAUACACGUGUGCUCCCGAUCGGACCAAUACACAGCAUCAAUCAGUCUGUAGAGUGGUGCUUCAGACGCUGUCUGGAUGUAGAAUAUAUCAGCUACAGAUACGCAGGACUGGAAUACGCACAUGAAUGCUUUUGUGGAAGUAACGAAGACUACGAAAGAGACGGGGAAAGGGCAGACUAUGAGUGUCAAUAUAGGUGUAGGGGAAACAGAAACCAGCUCUGUGGGGACUCCAAUCGGAUCUCUAUAUACGAAAUAUUGCAAGGAGUGUGCAGUAAUGACACAGGACCACCCACCAACGGAGACCACGUCAUCACCAACCCGCGUUCACUGUCUUACAAUCUCAACAACUUCAAGUUCUUCGGGACUCGUGUAGAUUUCUCCUGUGACCCUGGAUAUACCCUCCAUGGAGCAUCAAGCAUUGAAUGCAUUGAGACUGGCUACAACAACGUCACGUGGAGUGACUCGGUACCAGCAUGUGAAGAACCCCAAAGUAGGACAACGACGGCUGGCGUUGACUUCAUCACAUCAAAUGACAUUAGCAGCAAGCCCAAUACUAGCCCUGUGAUAACAGCUGGUGUGUCUGUAGGGGUAUCUAGCAGCAACGAACCGUCGGAUGUUGGAGUCAUAGUUGGACCAUUCGUGGCGGGCCUCAUCGUUGUAUUGGCAGCUCUUGGUCUGUUGAUAAUUUGUAUGUGGCGGCGUAAAAAGCGAGAAUUAGUGAACGACUGUGACAACCAGCUUGUCAGAAAUGACAGCAGUUACAUGCAGCCAAACCAUAAUUCGCAAUCACUGCGUUCAGAAAGACAGGAUCAAGUUUGUACAAUACAGGCAGAUGGACAACUCGAGGCUAUCCCCUUUGGUGCGUUGUCCGCAUCGACAGCGAACGAGUGCAACCCUGGACACGAGAUCCAAGCUGCGCUUGCGGCAUAUGGCAAUGUAGGCCCCAAUCUAUCGCUCUCGAGAGAUCUCGUUGAAAUCGAGAAAGAGAUUGGUAGAGGUGCCUUUGGGAGAGUGCUGCUGGGGACCGCACUUGGGAUCGAGGAUGUUGACAAACGAACCAAGGUUGCAAUCAAAACUAUCAAAGAGGGCGCUGACAGACAGGCGACUAUGGAGCUCCUGGAGGAGUUGGACGUCAUGAAAAAGAUUGGGUCUCACCCAAACAUCGUCAGAUUACUUGGCUAUUGCAUAGAGACAGAUCCCAUCUAUCUCAUCGUGGAGUACCUGGGUGAGGGCGACCUCAAGAAAGUUCUGAUGGGAUACAGAAUCACAGAUACUGGGACCGGCUACGGCAACAUUUCUGGUCUGAGUCAAUCACUCUCGUUGACCUUGGUCAAAUUCGCCAGGGACGUAGCCAAUGGAAUGGCAUUCUUGGCUUCGAAAAAGUGCAUUCACCGUGACCUGGCCGCCCGUAACGUACUGGUUGGUGAAGACAUGGUCUGCAAGGUGUCUGACUUUGGACUCGCACGUGACGUCAUGAAUAUCAGAGUCUACCAGCGAGAAUCCCAGGGUCCACUGCCCAUGCGCUGGAUGGCACUGGAGUCCUUAAUUGAUGACGUGUACACAAUUGAGAGUGACGUAUGGUCUUUCGGGAUUCUGAUGUGGGAGAUCGUAACACUUGGUGCCCGGCCAUACCCACACAUUAUGACUUCAAAAGAUAUGGUGAGGCAGCUAAGGAAAGGCUACCGCAUGUCCAAGCCAAGUAACUGCAAGAAACAACUAUAUUCCAUUAUGCGCAGUUGCUGGCAUACCAACCCGAGGGCAAGACCAACGUUUCGAGAUGUUGUCGAGAAUCUGGAGGCGUUGCUUAGUGAGGAAAUGGAGUACAUAACUGUUGGAAACAUCGACGAAAGCAUCUACGAGGUCCCAAGAAUCAUGGAAGAGAACGAGAAAGUGUGAAUCACGAAAUAGAAGAAUGUGUGAAAUAUUCUGGGAAUUAAAAGAUAAUUCAAAAGCACUAGAAAUGAUGAUCUGGUUUCGACUGAAAAUACUUAAUUAAAUUUAAUUCGUGACUUAUGCGAAAACAUUUGUAUGCAGAUGGAUAGUUCCAGGUUAUUUUCUAAACCAUAUUAUUGAAUGAGAUUGUGGCAUCAAGUUGUCAUAGUAACAUAGUCGCAAGAAAAUGUAAAGUUAAUGAAUAAAACACAAUCUGACGAAAUUUGUCAGAGAGUAUAAUAAUUGUAGAAAAACUUGACUUGCAUGUAUGACAAGACCAUCGUUCUAAAUAAGCAAAAGUCAAGCAUAUCGGAUUGCACAGUUGAAAACAUUUGUGGCCUUGGCACAAUUAAAGAUGUAAACCCUAAUUAUAAAACAAAACCUGAAUGAAAUAAGUCUUAUUAUAUAAAGAUAAAAAAAUCAUCUUUUGACAAUAUGAAUUACAUUACAUGUACGGAUAACGAAGACAGACGGUGUGGUGCUCGAUAUUUUUGACCACGAAAAUUCGUGGUGUACCUCGUAAUUAGCAUAAAUAGGAGGUGUGGCUAUAUUUAAGUUCUAGGUUUAAAGACCAAUUGUAUGACAGUUUGCUAAUCAAUUGUGGAUGAUUGUUGUGUUCGCCUCUCUUAACCAGAUUGACAUUAAUAUCAUUAUUAAUAUUACCAUUUACUCAGAUUUAUACAGUCUUACUCUCUGCUUAUUAAUAAUUAGAUUGAUAUUAAAGGAGUAAUCUUCUGAGUAAAUGAAGUGGUAUCGGUUUAACAAUCUGCAUGAAACCUGCUUAACAAGUUUGAUAUAUUUAGUAACAUUCUGCAAAGUAGAUUGAUAUAGUUCGUCGUUGCUUAACUACAUUGUAUUUAGUAAAACAUCUGCUUAUCAACUAGUUUGGUAUUGUGUAACAUUCUGUAAAGAAGAUUGAUAUAGUUUGCCAUUUCUUAACUAGAUUUUAUUUAGUGUAACAUCUGCUUCACUAGUUUGGUAUUGGGUGACAUUCAGGGAAGUAGAUUGACAAAGUCUGUCAUGGCUUAAGUAGAUUUUAUUUAGUGAAACCAUAUGCUUCCAUAGUUUCACAUUUUGUAACAUUCUGUAAAGUGGAUUGAUGUUGUAUGUCAUUUAUUAACAAGAAUUUAUUUAGUUAAACCAUUCGCUUACCCAGUUUGAUAUUUUGUAACAUUCUACAAAGUUGAUCGACAAGGUAUGCCAUUGAUUAGCUAGAUUGUAGGAAGUGAACCAUUUGCUUAAGUAGUUUCAUGUCGUGUAACAUUCUGCAAAGUAGAUUUCUAUAGUCUGGCAUGGCUUAACUAGAUUUUAUUUAGUGAAAAGAUCUGCUUAACUAUUUAUAUUUUGUGUAAUAAUCUGCCUAAUUAAGUAUAAUAUAAAGCUCCAGUGGAUCA
This is a messenger RNA of Patiria miniata (bat star), 3535 nucleotides long. RefSeq names its product fibroblast growth factor receptor 1-like. NCBI's taxonomy places the organism in Eukaryota, Metazoa, Echinodermata, Asteroidea, Valvatida, Asterinidae. The coding region runs from base 78 to 2105 and encodes 675 amino acids. Gene Ontology annotation, molecular function: transmembrane receptor protein tyrosine kinase activity; ATP binding. Gene Ontology annotation, cellular component: signaling receptor complex. Gene Ontology annotation, biological process: positive regulation of kinase activity; cell surface receptor protein tyrosine kinase signaling pathway; protein phosphorylation. The record is from RefSeq and is a predicted model, not a curated record. The transcript is spliced from 14 exons.